AUGCGGCACUGGCCUGUCCUAGUGUUGGGGAGGAGCUGCCUGCAGCGCUGGAGGCAAGUGGCAAUGCGUGGAGCGGCGACUGGAGGAGGUGCUGCUCACAUGCGCAGCUGUCACCCUGCAGGGCCAGUGGUAAGUAAGUCUAACACCGACGCCAUGGGGCAGCCGGGUGUCUUGCCACCGUGGCCGGUGGACGCGAUUGAAUUCAACACAAGACUUCCAAGCGGCGGACACGACAAGCGCCGCGCUAACGAAAAAGAUACAGCUCUUCUUGUCUGCUCCAAAGCCUCUCCGAUGGGCCCCGAUACAACAUAUAGUGGGGAACUACCGUCGCCGCAAACACCAACAGAGCAGCAGUGGCAUGAGGUUCAUCGUGUGGAAAAAACAGAAGUCGGGGCGCGGGCUCUGGCUGCGGGCGGGUGGGUGUGCGGGUCGUGUUUCCAUUGCAUGCCACAUCGUUCUCGCUCUGUCUGUGACUUUUGUCAUGCUGUCCGUCACGAUGCGGCGGAGGCGGUGGCAGGCUGGCGUGAGGAUCCCACCACGUGGUUUUGUAGUCGAUGCCGCGAAUUCAACUUUGAGCGAGACUUUGCCUGUCGCUCUUGUGGGUUGCAGCGCGAUGCGCAGCUUGAACUGCGUGUGGUGCGUCAUGAGCGGGUGCUGGACGAGAUUCAGCGUGUCCCAGUGGGUUCCGUGAUUGUGACGAGAAAUCGCGUCACACGGUGGCGUUGUCUAAGGUGUUCGGAGUCGAAUGCACUCCAGUCGUCAGUAUGUCGCCACUGCAGCAAGGAGCGUUUUGAUUUUACGGUCACCUGCCCUACGUGUAAGGUGUCACAGAAGCUGAGCAACAAGCAGAUGUACGGGUCUGAGCCGGCGGACCACAUCCAUGUGUCACGCCCGUUUGGACUACAUAACUGUUUCCCACGUUUGGCUCCUGAGCAGCGCUGCAAGGCUUGCCGAGGUUCUCUGCAUGGGGCGACCGCCUCUUCCCGGAGCGACGCAUGGCUCUGCGCCUGUGGGCACGUUGGUAACUGUGCCACCCUCUCCUGUGCGAGAUGCCGAUUCCCUCGUCGGCCGCCUCAAACUGCCAUGUUAGAGGAGUUGCUGCGGGUGUGGGAUUUUGCGGGAGCCACGAAUUGGUACUGUGAGAGUUGCAACCACGUGAACAAGGCUUCGCGGCACAUUGUGGCGUUGGAGCGGCGCGGCCCAUCGCCACUUGUGGACGCAAAGACCUCCACGAAGCGGGGCGGCGUGUUGAAGGUGUCACGCAUCAUGCACGGGUUCUCCCACUGCGAGUGCUGCGGGAUUCAGUGGCACCACCAGUCGCUGAAUGAUGGCCAGCACUGGCGCUGCGCCUGCCACAAGGUGAACCACAACGACGACACGUGCUGCCAGGUUUGCCGGUUGCCUGCCGUGGACAACAUUCGCUCCGACGUGCUCUCCUCCUGGUCGCGCGGAGACUGGUACUGCUCGCGCUGCCAACGCCAGAACUACAGGGAGAAGGUCAUCUGCUCCUGUGGGGAGAAGCGUCCAAAAGGCUGA
This is a messenger RNA of Trypanosoma rangeli, 1536 nucleotides long. RefSeq lists its product as uncharacterized. NCBI's taxonomy places the organism in Eukaryota, Euglenozoa, Kinetoplastea, Trypanosomatida, Trypanosomatidae. Bases 1 to 1536 code for a protein of 511 amino acids. The record is from RefSeq and is a predicted model, not a curated record. The transcript has a single exon.